This is a messenger RNA of Melanotaenia boesemani (Boeseman's rainbowfish), 1744 nucleotides long. It is a transcript of the gene adprs, whose product is annotated as ADP-ribosylserine hydrolase. The transcript has 6 exons. Bases 211 to 1359 code for a protein of 382 amino acids. NCBI's taxonomy places the organism in Eukaryota, Metazoa, Chordata, Actinopteri, Atheriniformes, Melanotaeniidae. Gene Ontology annotation, cellular component: nucleus; mitochondrion. The record is from RefSeq and is a predicted model, not a curated record.
ACUUAACGGCCUCGGGAAGCAGUUCAGAGGCGUACGUUGACAACCGCCAGUAAACAGCAGACGAAGAAGAAGAGUGAGGAGGAGGAGUUCAGUUAACAUUUGUUGAUGUUUCUUGUGUCGUAUUCACCUUCCCGCUGUCCGAUUUUCUGUUAAGCGGGUCAGCGAACAUUUUUUGUGGGCGUAGACUGAAGCUUCUUCACCGGCGGAUGAAUGGCAAUGACCGCAAUGAGAGCGGUGGCAGCGGGGGGCCCGGCGUCUUUGUCCCGCUUCAGGGGAGCGCUUGUCGCGGGUGUGCUGGGAGACUGCGUCGGCGGAGAGUUCGAAGGAGCGGAGGAAGUCCCCAUGGAGAGCGUGCUACAGCACCUAAACAGCUUGGACGACGAAACUAAAGGAGCUGGUAUCCUUGAAUACAGUGACGACACAGCAAUGGCACGUUGUGUGGUCCAAUCUCUACUCACCCGGACUGGAUUUGAUGAGCAGGACAUGGCUCGCAGGUUUGCAAAGGAGUAUAGUUCCUCCCCGGGUCGUGGUUAUGGUUCUGGAGUUAUCCAGGUGUUGAAGAAGCUUUCUUCCCCUCAGCUAAGUGAUGUUUUUCAGCCGGCCAGAGAUCAGUUUAAUGGAAGAGGUUCCUUUGGAAACGGAGGAGCAAUGAGAGCGGCCCCCUUUGCACUGGCUUUUCCUGAUAUGCUUGAUGUUAAAAGGUUUGCCCGUCUUGGUGCCAUGUUGACCCACUCCUGCUCUCUGGGUUACAAUGGAGCAGUUCUGCAAGCGUUAGCGGUCCAUCUUUCCUUGCAGGGUGCGCUUGACUUGCCUCAGCAGUUUAUAAGUCGGCUUAUCACAGAGAUGGAAGAAGUGGAAGGCGACGAGGCGGCGCUCAAUGAUGCCAGAAUCCUCAAAGAAGCAGAGAAGCCAUUCUGUGAACGUCUUCAUAGAAUUAAAGAUCUGAUGGACAGGAGCAAGGUCAGCAUUGAGGAAGUCAUCUCUGAACUUGGUAAUGGCAUUGCAGCACUCCACUCAGUCCCCACCGCCAUCUUCUGCGUUCUCCACUGCUUGCAGCCCCGGGAUUACCUUCCAGAGAACUACGGUGGCCUGGAGAGGACGAUAGCGUACAGCUUGGCCCUGGGUGGCGACACAGACACCAUAGCCUGCAUGGCUGGGGCCAUCGCAGGGGCACAUUACGGCAUCGAAGCCAUUCCUCAGGCUUGGAUUAGGUGCUGCGAAGGAGCAGAGGAUGCUGACGUGGAUGCAGAGAGGCUUCACAUGUUAUACCACCAGUCAUCACAGGGGGGCAGGAGUGAGACGGAGAAGCAGAGCUGUGGGGGAAAAUCUGAAAACAAGUCCAAUGGUACAGAGAAAUAAACUGGACUGAUGCCUCAGCUGGAUUUUAUUUAAUUUUUAUUUUUUACAAAAGGACUUUGAUAUUUUCAGCUGCAGACUUUAUUGAUUGGAAAAAUGUAAAUUGGAUUCAGCUGAUGUUUAAAGUUUAAUUUCCAAUAUGAGCCCAUAUCAAGCUAAACGAACAACUAAAGUUAAAUCUUUAUUCUGAUAACACGAAUACAUGACCCUUACAGAUCCGACAGACUAAUAUAAACACCAGUUGAAUUGAAAUUUAAAUAGUAUAUACUUGUUCCCUCUGUUCUUGUUUGUUUUGUGCUGAACAAUCUAUUGUCUUGCAGAAAGUUGCACUAUACAUUGCCCAUGUCCUCUUUUAUCCUUUUGGUGGUUAUUAAACUUUUUUUCUGUU